CGGGCCUCCCGGAGGGGGUGGCGAACGCACCGCCUCAAUCCCCGUAGCCCCUCCCCGGCAGCGCCGCUAAAUACGUCCUUCCGCUUCCUUCUCUCUCUUUCUCCGCCAUCGAGGUGCGCGCUCGCCUCUCCCUCACCAUGUCUUCCCACAAGACUUUCAGGAUCAAGAGGUUCCUGGCCAAGAAACAGAAGCAGAAUCGGCCCAUUCCCCAAUGGAUUCGGAUGAAAACUGGUAAUAAAAUCAGGUACAACUCGAAGAGGAGACAUUGGAGAAGAACCAAACUGGGCCUAUGAGAACUCACUCAUGACAGAUGACUCACAUAUUUAUGCUGUAUCCAGGUUGCCUACACCUUUAAAUGAUUGAAAAGAUACUACCAUCUGGACAGUUGGAGCAUUUUAAUUGGAGAAUUAAUGGACUUGUGAUUUUGCUCUAUUGAUUUUUUUUUCCCCUUCUGCAAUAGUAGGAUGGUUCAGUAAUAAAUGUGUGAGAUCUUUUAAA
Pipistrellus kuhlii (Kuhl's pipistrelle) is the source of this 498-nucleotide messenger RNA. It is a transcript of the gene RPL39, whose product is annotated as ribosomal protein L39. Lineage: Eukaryota; Metazoa; Chordata; Mammalia; Chiroptera; Vespertilionidae. The record is from RefSeq and is a predicted model, not a curated record. Bases 138 to 293 code for a protein of 51 amino acids. Gene Ontology annotation, cellular component: cytosolic large ribosomal subunit; ribosome. Gene Ontology annotation, molecular function: structural constituent of ribosome. The transcript has 3 exons. Gene Ontology annotation, biological process: translation.